CUCUCGAAAAACUCACAAACGUUUAGUGAGCGUACACCCACACUUAGGCUUGCUUAGGCCUGUUUUCCGAGCAUAUUUGCCGAUUUGGAAAACUGUGACCACAUACUCUGCGGCGCUCUCAAUGUGACUGUAUGCUUGUAUGCUGUGCAGUGAUCGUCAACAACUACGAACGCUGCUUCAGCGUGGAGAGUCAAUUCAGUUCGUGCGUUCGCGGAGCGUGUGCGAGUACUCUUUGAAAUAUUUACGGAAAGCAAAAUUCAAUUUUAACGAAAGUGUGAAGGUUCUUCUGGUUCACAGGGUACAAUUCUAUAUGCAAUCGGUGGGGUAGAAUAUCAUAUUUGGCAUGUUUUUUCGCUUUGCAUAGCGUGCGAGGUGCAAAAAUAGAGAACAAAACGAAAAUGUGAAAAUUUUAUGUAAAAGAAAAUAUUAGAUGAAAAAACAACAAAUAAUUUAUUAUUCAAGCGAACGCAGUGCAUUGGAAAAUUGAUUAAAGUUAAGUAAACUCAAGCGACUAGCGGCGAUUACGAAUGCUGCAUACGCAUCCGAGCAGUAGUGAAAUUAGUACAAAAACCUCUACAAAAUAGGCAAAUCGGUGUUUAAAAAUAGACGCGUCGCCGUUCGUAAUACGGAGCAGUCAGUCAGUACACGACAUAGCACAGCGAAGCGCGCACACACACAGACCGAAACAUAGAGAAAAAGAAGAGGAGGAGGAAGAUUUCUAGAAGGCAAAAAGUCGCAGCAGCAGAAGAGGCGCUAGUGUGGUGUACUCAUACGCGGCAUUUGGUGAAUGUAUAAAGCGUCUUUGACGUCGCUGACUUCUGCGUCAUUGCCGCUUUCUUCGGCAUCAGCCCAUGUAGAUAGCAACGCCGCUCACUUCGACUUUGCGGUUAUUUCCUCUAACAUCUUCACUUUCGUCGACGUCGUUGUCGUAGUUGCCGCUGUUUUCGUCACAACGUCGACGGGAAGAUAUGAAGCAAGCGCCGCGCCACCAAAGGGGAAACACAAACAGACAACAAGAGAGUAGCGCAGCCUGGCAUAUUGUGGGAAUCGUGUCGAUACCGUAAAAUUUCGCAACAUUUUGCCAUUUAUUCAGCAAUCAUACGCUUGCAAGUUGUUUCGCGUUGCGCGCUGCGAAAAUAGAGUUAGUGGGGAGUGUGUUUUGAUGCAACGUAGCUAAACUUUCAACUUGUGGCACAUUAUUUAUAUGCGGCAUCAAAUAAGGAGCAUACAAAAUUGCAAUUAAAUUGUUGUAAACAAGUUAUACUAGUGUCAUAAAUUCCCUGCCGCAGUCCUUACGCAGCGGGCAAAUAUGCAAGCAGCGCCUCCGAACGCCGCCACAAAACCUAAAACCGCCUCCAUAACGACCACAACCAAACCGAACAUAAUCACGCAUCCAGUGAAAACGACGAAACCCUACAUUGACUCACAGCUAUACCAGUCCACACUGCAGCAGCAGCAGCAACAACAAACAACAGUUGGUAGUCAAAUUGGUAGCGGCAAAACGAGUGUCGUGUACUCGGACGAUCCCACGCGAGAGAUCGAGGAGAUCUCAAAGAAGAUAUCCGAGCACGCAGAUGCGUUAUACCAUACGUGGAAGAGUCGUGGACUAGCACCGACUGAAUUGUUAGGUUUCUACACGCAUGCAGCAGCUGCCGCUGCAACGAGCGACGGUGCCAGUGACGCUGGCGAUAUUUUUGCGGUUGACGACGAGCAAACAGCGGAGGGGCUGCAGAAAUUGGUCAAAUCAUUUGUGCUAAAGGAUAAAGAACAACGCGCGAGCAAAGCACACACCGGCUCCAAUAGCGCGGUCAGUAGAUUGGGUAGUAGUGUUGUAAGUGCCGGUGUUAUAGGCAUAGGCGGUCUUGGUGGACUUGUUGGUGCUGUUAGUGCCGAUAAAGGUGUGAGCUUAAACACAAUACAAGAUCAAAAUCUCGAUGCCAAUAUGGUGGGCAAGUUGAAGCAGUCGCCGGGGUCUACAACGAAAAGGAGCGUCGCAUCGCCGAAGUCACCCACAACAACAUCGGCUAUACUGAUGAAGAGUGCCGAUGCGCCUGGCGUUGAUGUUGUGGAUACCUUGAAGAAGAAGACCACAAAAUCGAAUGGUAAAACGAUUGGCGCCACUUCUUCCAGUGGGUCGUCGUCGUCAGCAACGAACAAGGCGACGCUGGCACAAAAACAUGAGAAACAACAUAGCACAACUAGCAGCGGCAGCAGUGGCGCAGCAACGUCUACCAAAUCGCGCGGUACGAGUUCUAUGACUAACACCACAGCCAACACCACCACUAUUGGACGUAGUAAGCCACAUGCUUCGAAUUCCGCACCGCUCGAUAUCAACUUAACGGUGGACUUAAAUCUGGACCUAACAGACUUGUCCGAGUUGCAGACGCAUAAUUUGCGCAAAAUCAAGGAGCUCUUGCAGGAGAAUGCACCCUCAACAGCAACAACAACACAAACAGCGAAAGUUGCUACAAAUAGCGGUACGAAGCAGACGAGAAAGGCCAAUACAGCGCACACAACAACAACGGCGGACACCGACCCAGCGCGCCACAGUGCGAAUCAUCACUCACGCCGCGGCGAACUGACGCCUAAAAGUAGCAAUAUUGGCAGCGGCAGUGAUGGCGGCGGCGGCAAGAGUGCGGUGAUUGCUGUCAACAAUGGCGUCGGAGGAAGUGUCAAUAAAGCGGCGAUCACAAUUAUUGGCAACGGUGGUGUUGACGGCGUUGCUGGUGUUGUUCUUACCGAAAGUGUCAAUGUUGAUAAAAAUAGUAGUAGUAGCGGCGCGGGUGCGAGCGGCAGUGGCAGCAAAGGCGGCGCGCCCAUUACAACUGCCACGAACGGCAAGCGGAGCACAGUGGUUGCGAAAGUGAGCAAUUCGAAAUCAACGCCAGCCGAUAAUCAAUCGAAUCAAAGUGCCAUCAGUGUCAGUGGCCACAAGCAAUCGAGCAAAGAAAGCGGCGAAAAAAGUAACACCACAACGACGAACGCGACACCGAGCACGCGGACCGCAACUGUCAGCAUUAGUGGUAGCAAAUCAAUCAAAGCGCCCACUAUCAAGGAGGAUAACAAGAACGACAGCAACAACAACAAUAGCACAACAACAACACAUACGAAUCAUUUAAGUAGUGGCGCUGGUCAACUUCGAAGUGGCAGCAAGUCGAGCACUAAAAAGGAUACAAAAACGGCUAAUAGCAACGGUACAGGAGCAGCAGCGACAGGCUCUACAAUUGGUGGCGCUACGGGUGAGAACGGUAUGGCAGCUAUGCCUGCGGCAACAAGUGGCGCGACAACAACUACACCUAGUAAAUUUGCCAAAACUGGACGUACGCUGACCAAUGGACAGGACAAAUAUGUUGGUCGACCGAUACUUACGCGCGGCUCGGUGGCAGAGCGUGUGCUAAUGUUCGAGAAGUGUCCGGAUGUGCGGAACUCGUUUUUGAAUAUCAAAAGACCCGAUCCAGCGGAUGCGCCACCAAAAAGUCUACUCAAGGUUAAAUUGCAUUCAACACCGCCACCGCCGCCCGAACAUAAUUCAAUACAACGGGAAAUUCGAAACACUAAAACAGCUUACAUACCCAGAUUCUACUUCCCACAUGGCAAACCACAGCCACAAAUCGCAGCAGAACGCACUCUGCGUGGUAUUUUGUCCGCGUUCGACUCAUUUCCGAACAAUCAAGUGACGAAAGACGAGCUGCCGCGCAUUUUGAAAAUCUGCGGUCUACCCUUCUAUUGGCGCAUGCCGGUGAUGGUCUUCUGUCAGCAGGGUAAUUCUGGACUGGUGGAGCGACAAAGAUUUGUGGAGUUUUGGAAACAAAUGAAUGUUUACUGUCAUGAUGCCGCCUCGCGUUUUGUUUACAUCUUGUCGCGCGGUCAACGUUUUCGCCAAUACAUACUGCCGGAGGACUUGGCGCCGCUCGUGCAAGACGUGGUCGAUACACAUCCUGGCUUGGCGUUUCUCAAAGAGGCCACCGAGUUUCAUUCCAGAUAUGUACACACAGUUAUUGCGCGAAUAUUUUACUCGGUGAACCGUUGCUGGUCGGGUAGGAUUAACAUUUCGGAGUUGAAGAAAUCCGAUCUCUUGGAGGUUCUUACGUUACUCGAAGAGGAGGACGACAUCAAUCAAAUUAUGGCAUUCUUCAGCUAUGAGCACUUCUAUGUCAUCUACUGUAAGUUCUGGGAAUUGGAUAAAGAUCACGAUCUGCUCAUCAAUCAGGACGAUUUGGCGCGACAUAGUGAUCAUGCUUUGUCCACACGCAUUGUGGAGCGAAUAUUUUCGGGUUGUGUAACGCGUGGCGAUAACAAGAAACAACCGGAUGAUGAACCAAAAAUGUCCUAUACCGAUUUUGUGUGGUUUCUGCUUUCCGAGGAGGAUAAGCGUACACCUACCGCAAUCGAGUAUUGGUUCCGUUGUAUGGAUAUCGAUGGUGAUGGUGUGUUGUCCAUGUACGAAUUGGAGUACUUCUAUGAGGAACAACAACAACGUAUGGAAUCCAUUGGCAUCGAGACGUUGCCAUUCGAAGACUGUCUGUGUCAGAUGCUCGACAUGAUUAAGCCUGCUCAUCGCGACUGCAUCUCAUUGGGCGAUUUGAAGCGCUGCAAAAUGACACAUGUCUUCUUCGACACAUUCUUCAAUCUGGAGAAAUAUUUGGAUCAUGAACAACGAGAUCCGUUUGCAUCGCAAAGAGAUGAAUACUCUUCCGAUUGGGAUCGCUUUGCGGCGCAGGAAUACGAACUGCUCAUCUCCGAGGAAAACGAAUGAACACAUACUUACAUACAAAUCGUACAAACUACAUACAUA
This is a messenger RNA of Zeugodacus cucurbitae (melon fly), 4795 nucleotides long. RefSeq lists its product as uncharacterized. Gene Ontology annotation, cellular component: protein phosphatase type 2A complex. The transcript is spliced from 8 exons. The record is from RefSeq and is a predicted model, not a curated record. The coding region runs from base 1310 to 4756 and encodes 1148 amino acids. NCBI's taxonomy places the organism in Eukaryota, Metazoa, Arthropoda, Insecta, Diptera, Tephritidae. Gene Ontology annotation, biological process: protein dephosphorylation. Gene Ontology annotation, molecular function: calcium ion binding; protein phosphatase regulator activity.